UUUGCGUCGCUCCCUUCUUCCCUCCCAUCCCACUCCCAGCAGGCCCUGACCUUUCUCCACUUUUCUCUCUCGCUCAGAUUUCCCCUUCUUCUUGCUUUCUCACUUUUUAUCUCUCUUCUUCAACCUUUCUUCUUCCUUCCACUUCAAUGGCUUCCACUUCCGGAGAUGGAUUCUCUCCCGAUCCACCCACCUCCAACGACGCCGAGCAGCCUCCAAUUGCGCCUAUGAGGAUGCCUACAGUUGAAGAGAUUCGCGGCCAAGAUAUUUGGGACAACUGUGCUGUUCGUAGUGUUGUUAGUGGAGUCAUGGGUGGUGGGAUUGGAUUGUUCCUGGGAUUAUUUUUGGGGUCAAUGGAUAAUUCAUUGAUGCAAGAUGAGAUGACUGCAAGACAACAAUUUGUUUAUACUGCAAAACAGAUGGGACGGCGGGGUUGGGGUUCUGCAAAAUCGUUUGCAGUCAUGGGUUUUAUUUUCUCAGCAGCAGAAUGUGUUGUAGAAAAGGCUCGAGCUAAGCAUGAUAUGACGAAUACAGUAGUUGCUGGUUGUGUAACUGGUGGUGCAAUAUCAGCUAAAGGUGGCCCAAAGGCAGCUUGUGCUGGUUGUGCAGGUUUUGCAGCAUUCUCAGUGUUGAUAGAGAAGUUUUUGGAAAGACAUACUUGAGCUGCGUUUGUGCUCACAAUUUUCUGAUAGCAAAAGCAAAUCAAUGGUAGAGAAAUAAUAGUUAGCCUGCAGUGUUACCAUUCUUUUGAUCGUAAAAAUAUGAACCUUCUUUCUUUUUUUUUAUCUUUAUUUGGGAUAACUUUUAGAAUAUUGUCCCCAUUGUUUUAGUAAACAUUAUUCACAAUUCCAUUUGAUUUGGAAGUUAUUUAUUUUAAUAGAGGAAAUUUAUGGUA
Messenger RNA from Cucumis melo (muskmelon), 892 nucleotides. RefSeq names its product mitochondrial import inner membrane translocase subunit TIM22-4-like. The record is from RefSeq and is a predicted model, not a curated record. Gene Ontology annotation, molecular function: transmembrane protein transporter activity. Gene Ontology annotation, biological process: protein insertion into mitochondrial inner membrane. The transcript is spliced from 4 exons. The coding region runs from base 147 to 659 and encodes 170 amino acids. Gene Ontology annotation, cellular component: TIM22 mitochondrial import inner membrane insertion complex. NCBI's taxonomy places the organism in Eukaryota, Viridiplantae, Streptophyta, Magnoliopsida, Cucurbitales, Cucurbitaceae.